AUGAAUAUGAACAUGCACGGUAUGCCCCAACAAGGCGUGGGGGUCCCAGUAAACCAAAUGGGAAUGCCAGGAGUCCAAGUCGGUCCUGGAGGAGUCCCUGUAGGACCAGGAGGUGUACCUGUUGGACCUGGAGGUGUGCCUGUUGGUCCUGGAGGUGUCGGGAGUACCUCAAGGUAUUAUGCAGCAACCUUCUCCUCAACAAAUGCAACAGCAACAUGCUCUAUGCAGCACACAGCAACAACAGCAACAGCAGCAGCAGCAGCAAUCUCAAUUCCAACUGCCGAUAAGCUGGAUAAUAUAUCGAAGGUCAAGUCUUUGAUUGGACCGAGCUGA
Messenger RNA from Ctenocephalides felis (cat flea), 333 nucleotides. Its product is annotated as mediator of RNA polymerase II transcription subunit 29-like. NCBI's taxonomy places the organism in Eukaryota, Metazoa, Arthropoda, Insecta, Siphonaptera, Pulicidae. The coding region runs from base 1 to 333 and encodes 110 amino acids. The record is from RefSeq and is a predicted model, not a curated record. The transcript has a single exon.